Messenger RNA from Aspergillus brunneoviolaceus CBS 621.78, 594 nucleotides. Its product is annotated as GFA family protein. Bases 1 to 381 code for a protein of 126 amino acids. The record is from RefSeq and is a predicted model, not a curated record. The transcript has 5 exons. Gene Ontology annotation, molecular function: carbon-sulfur lyase activity. Lineage: Eukaryota; Fungi; Ascomycota; Eurotiomycetes; Eurotiales; Aspergillaceae.
AUGUCUUACAUUGGUCAAUGCAACUGUGCGAGUGUGCGCAUCAACUUACCCCAACAGCCUGCCAACUCGGUGAUAUGCCAUUGCACGAACUGUAAAAAAGCCGGGGGCGGACUCUUCUCGGUCAAUUAUCUCGUGGAUGAAAAUGACAUGACCGUGGAGGAUCCCAAUGGGGUGAAGAAGGUUUAUCAGGACCCGAACACUCGGUCUGGGAAUCAGAUCUCGCGUCACUUCUGCUCAAGCUGUGGGAGUCCGUUGUAUACGCUCACGCCGGGAAGGCCCGGGAAGGCAUUCUUGAAGGCGCCGCUGUUCGAGAGCAUUGCUCCUCCGAGUAUGGCGGUGUUUGAGGAGAAGCAGGAGGCGUGGGCGAAGGUUCAUCUGUGAUGAUGGUGGUUAUGUUGAUUGUAGAGUAGUAAUUGGGUGCGCAGGUGUAGGGAACCAUAAUUGAACCCAGAUCUACCGUCUAGGUACUAGGUGUUUUGACUGUACGUACCAUGGAUGAGCGAUGGACGAUAAGAGGGGAAAAUAUCCCAGAUAAGAAACCCGGCCUUUGCCAAAACGCGGGGGAUCGGAGGGAAGGCCAGGGUGGGUGACACA